AUGUUUUCCUGUCCAAGCACGUCCACUCCCUUCUCUGUAAAGGAUAUAUUAAACCUGGAGCAGAGUCAUGGCGUUAUGGCGUCUCCUCUGGACGUCUCCUCCCGUAUGGACUGCUGCAGCCUGCCGACCUCCUCCUCCUCUUGCUCCUCUUCCUCCUGCAUGCUGGCCCGCAUGAAGCAGGAGCCUCUCCGGGACAUGCCGUCUCCCGCCGCCGCCGCCUCGCUGUUUGGAGAGGACCUCCACGAGGCCCGGGCAGCCAGAGGCAGCAGCGCACUCAGCUUCGCCUCCAGCUUUUACGGGAAAUCCCUCUUAGAUGUGGACAUAGUCAAGGAUGAAAAAUCAGCCGGGUUGGAGGGAAAACGCAGAAAAGAGGAGUUCAGUCCUCCUCUGGACCCCGUGGAGGACCUGAAACCCGAGCAUCCGGACCGAGCCAAGCCCCGGCGACGCAGGAAGCCGCGGGUGCUCUUCUCCCAGGCGCAGGUGUACGAGCUGGAGCGGCGCUUUAAGCAGCAGCGCUACCUGUCCGCCCCGGAGAGGGACCACCUGGCCGGGGUGCUCAAGCUGACCCCGACCCAGGUGAAGAUCUGGUUCCAGAACAGGAGGUACAAGUGCAAGCGGCAGCGGCAGGACCAGAGCCUGGAGAUGGUGUCCCUGCCGCCGCCCAGGAGGGUGUCGGUGCCGGUGCUGGUGCGGGACGGGAAGCCCUGCAUGGCGGCGGACACGGCCACAUACAACCCCUCCUACAGCAUGGGUCCCAUCAACCACUUCACCUACAACAACUACCCAGCCUUCAGUAACUACACGGGGCCCGGCUGCAACACAAACUAUGCGUGUAGUUAUCCUGCUGCCACGAUGCAAACUGUGCAAAGUUCCUCCGGCAGCGGGGGUUACAUGAACUUUGGCGCAGGAGACUUGAAUAAUGUGCAGAACGGCUUCUCCUCCAGCACCGGGGUGUCCUCAUUACAUGGCAUCAGGACGUGGUGA
Molecule: messenger RNA, 984 nt
Organism: Limanda limanda (common dab)
Lineage: Eukaryota; Metazoa; Chordata; Actinopteri; Pleuronectiformes; Pleuronectidae
Gene: nkx2.5
Product: NK2 homeobox 5
Exons: 2
Coding region: 1-984 (327 amino acids)
Biological process (GO): regulation of transcription by RNA polymerase II; cell differentiation
Cellular component (GO): nucleus
Molecular function (GO): DNA-binding transcription factor activity, RNA polymerase II-specific; RNA polymerase II cis-regulatory region sequence-specific DNA binding
Source: RefSeq, a predicted model, not a curated record